UUAAAUAUAUUCUGUUUUAGAUAAACGCAACUUUGUAUGCAGAGUUCAUUUAGAUCGGAUAACUAUAAAUAUUAAAUAUGGCUGCAUGGGAAUAUGAUGCACCAAAUUUUGUGGAUUUUGAUGCUUCGUGUGACUCAGUUGAUGAUGCAGAAGCAUAUUUUAAUAGAAGACACAGUCAUGAAUAUGGUGGAAUACCAAUCAACUAUGAAGAUGAAAGUGAAAGUAUUCCAGUGGAACCAGAAAUGACACAAAUUUUAUCAAAUCCAGACCCAGUAGAUAAUCCCACAGAAGAAAAGGACAUUUGUGAUCAAAAUAAAGAACUAGAAGAAAAUAUACCUUCAACAAACCAUGAAGCUGCUGAGGAAGUUAAUAUUGUAAAUAAAGCGGAUUCUACAAGUUUAAUUAAACCAGAUCAAAGUCAAUCAAUCCAAGUUCUAGAAAAUCAGGAGAUUGCUGUUGAACACACUGGAGAAAAGGACCACCAUGAUGAAAAUAAUCAAGUGAAAAGUGAAAUAAACACAACAUCAGAAUGUGACAAUGGGGAAGUUGAUCCUGUGGAUAAAGUGGAUUCUGCUGCUGAUGAACAAGUAACUCUUAAAAAAGAUCUAAAGCAGAACACUGUUAAAGAGUCAAAAAAACCUGAUGAAGAUAUAAAGCAAAAGGUGGCGGAAGAACCAAUCAAAUCUGAAGAUCUAAACCAGAACGCUGUUGAAGAAUCAAUAAUACAUGAAGAAGAUUUGAAGCAGAAGUUACAAAUGCAGCAUGAAAGUGGGGAGGUGGCUAUUUCUGAAGUUACAAUAAAACAAGAAUGCAUUAAACUCUCCAUACCAGCUGUUCAAGACAUUAAACUACAAAGUGACAAUAUAAAUACAAAAGAAGAAAGUGUUACACCCUCUGAGGUUGACACAAGUGAAAAAAAGGCUUAUUCCAAUAUAAUGACUCCAAGCCGACUUGCUUCGUGGAAUACUGCAAAACCCAAAGUUGUACCAAAAGCAAAACUUGUAAAAAGUGCACCCAAGAAAUCAGCUACACCAAACGCCCCAAAGCCACAAUUGAGAAGAAGUAUUCGAAAUACUGACAACAUUUACAAAACUCCAGAACCUCCUAUAAAGAAGAAAAAACUAAACAAUGAACCCAAGAAAAACAAUCAUAAAAGAAUCUUAACAAGUGAAGAGAGACAGUUAGAGGAAGUAAAGUGUGCAAAGGAGAAGGCACAACAAAUAAAACACGAUUCUGAAAUGUCGCUAAAGAAAAUCAGAUCAAGACGAAUGCCAUCUUGGAACAUGAAAACAAAACCAAGUCUAACUGUUCCUAAAGAGUUUCAGUUUAAAACAACUGACCGAGCUACCAAAGCUCAUCCGAUGUCAACAAGAUCAGACUCUGCAGCUUCUUCUUCAAAUGAUUUCAUGAAAGACUUAAGAAAACAUAAUCCUUCACCUCACAAACUAAAACCUACAGUGGUGAAGCCUUUUCAUUUCUCUGAUGAUAAUAAAAAAGCAAAAAGAAAGCUUGAGAGGGAUGCUGACCAUGGUUCAGCGUUUGUACCAAUGGCUGCGGUGAUCAGAGAUUUUCAUAAGUCAACUCCAAAACGCUUCAGAGCCCGUAAUGAAAAUGUUCCCCUUGCCAAAAAUGGUCCCAUGAAAGCGCUUAAAGUGACAAUCCCAAAAACUCCUCAUUUCUCGAAAAUUAGGAGUCGUCCAAUUGCAACUAUGAGUGCAAAGGAAAAAGAAGAACUGGAAGUUCAAGAAAUGAAAAACUACCAGUUUAAAGCCAAAGAAGUCAGCAACACAGAGGUUACACUUAAAAAAGUGGAAAAGAAACCAUCGACAGUACCUGUUGAAUUCAAUCUUCAUACUGAAAAUCGUACUUCAAAGCAAGAGGAUCAUGAAAUAAAACAGAAACCAUUCAAAGCUCGGCCAGUUCCUGUAGCCAUAUUGGAAAAACCAACCGGAAUCAAAGAGAAACAAGUGGCUGAAGUUACGAUUCCUCAAAGUCCAGCGUUUGCACUGAAACACAGGAUCAAACCACCGCCAGUUGUACCGGACAAGAAUUCCACAAAGCCCACAUAUUACCACCCUCCCCCCAUCUUCGGUGUUCCAUUCAUGCCUAAAGUUGUUUCAACUAAACUAGAAGUGAAACCAUUUUCCUUUGACAAAUCUGACAAAGAACGAUUUGCUAAGAAACAGGAAAAAAUAAAGCAACAAAAAGAAAAAGAGGCAGAGGUUGCCGUGUUCACUGCAAACCCCGUGCCUUCCACAAUCACUCAUGCAGAACCCGUUUUAGCAAACAAAAAAAGCAAGGAACCAACAAAAGCCAAACCUUUCAACCUGGAAACUGACCAUAGAGCUGCAAAUCGGGCUGAAAAAUGGAGCAAGAAUGUCGAGGAUGAAGUACAGCAACUACGUGACAAAACACUAUUCAAAGCAAACACCGAUAUCGAUGUUGUUCUGAAAAAACCAUGGAAGCCAAAAAAAUUAAGCAGAGACCCAGUCGACACAAUUGCUAUGGAUCCGCAUUUACAUUCCGAUGAGCGGGCAAAAGAAAGAAGACUUUUUGACGAAAAACUUGCAUUUGAAAAGCAGCAGAUGGCUAAAUUGUUGGAGGAACAAAAAAAGAAACAAGAGUUGCAGGACAAAGAAGAGAUCGCUCGACUCCGUAAGAGCAUGGAACACAAGGCAUCAGAGAUCAAGCAUUAUAAAACUGUCACAGUUGCUCUGAGUGAAAAGAAAUUGACAGAGCCACAUUCUCCUCACUUUUCAACAAGAUUUAAGAAGUGAAGAUCCCUAUUUUUGUACAUAGCAACUUCUUGUACAUGCAUGCGUUAACUGAUAAACUGAACUUUAUCUUCUGCUUGGUAAAAAAUAACAACAUGUACAUAGUUUGUAAUAUUGUUACAAUUUAUCUGUGUGUAGGGGCAUUUUUAACAGUUGGUUUUUAAUUUCAUGCUCUAAACACACCAUUUUCAAAACCUCUUACUAAUUCAGCGCACAUUCAUGAACUUUCACAAAUUAUCCUGCCUUAGUGUCUAAAAUUGAUAAAAGCAAUUUUAUUUAUUAGAUUUUAUUCUUUGAAAGUACUGAAACACAAUUCUUGCAUAGGCUACUGUACGGAAAUAUUUAACAUAUAUAUACAUACACAUCAAGCAGGGUUUAAAGUUUUACAAAAGUAGUAAAAUAAUAAAAUUAAGGUGCAGGGGGCUUUGGAAGAAAGACUUGUCUCUGCAAUUUUUGAUUAAUAUCAUUUAAAACAAUAGCUGAAAGUAGGUGUUGCUCUUUUGUUUCGCUUGUUGGCUGUGUUGAUGAUUCGUCCUGAAACAAAGUUUUAUAUGGGUAUGUCCCAAUACAUUCUUGUCAAUAAACCGCAGUUAAAAGCAA
Molecule: messenger RNA, 3374 nt
Organism: Ciona intestinalis (vase tunicate)
Lineage: Eukaryota; Metazoa; Chordata; Ascidiacea; Phlebobranchia; Cionidae
Source: RefSeq, a predicted model, not a curated record